Messenger RNA from Saccharomycodes ludwigii, 2169 nucleotides. RefSeq names its product anaphase promoting complex subunit CDC16 (gene CDC16). The transcript has a single exon. Gene Ontology annotation, molecular function: protein binding. Lineage: Eukaryota; Fungi; Ascomycota; Saccharomycetes; Saccharomycodales; Saccharomycodaceae. Gene Ontology annotation, biological process: cell division. Bases 1 to 2169 code for a protein of 722 amino acids. The record is from RefSeq and is a predicted model, not a curated record.
AUGCAUAACAACAACAAUACAGGGCAAACGCCAUCCCAUAAUACGUCCACCUUGGCAAUAUCACCUUUAGUAACAAGAACCGAUAUUGGUGGAUAUAAUCGUAGAAAUCGAGUGUUUGCAAAUAAUAACCACCUUACAUCCAAUAACCUGUCAGCUAACUUACAGACACCGUUUAAACCCAUUUUGCAGAAUAACACUAACAACGAGCCCACAACAAAUACUGCCAACCCAUUGCUUGUAAAUAAAUCGCCAUUUGGAACACCCCAUGUUAAUCCAGAAGAAUUUUCUAAUUUGCUGAAUGCAAACACUACUACAGCACAAAACUACAACUUAAAUAUGGAAAAAAAACUGUCAGAUGAGAUAAUCAACGAAAACAACAAAAGUAUGGAAAAAUUAUCCUCAGCCGAAAGACUAAGGCUUUGGAGACACGAUGCCCUUAUGCAACACCAUUAUAAAACCGCAGAGUUUGUAGGAGACAAAGUUUAUUCAAUUACCAAAGAUCCAAACGAUGCGUUCUGGUUGGCACAAGUUUAUUAUAAUGAUAGGAUGUAUAUCAAAGCAAUUAACUUUUUGUCGCGUGAUAAUUUAUACUCCACAAGCAUUAUUUGCCAAUAUUUAUGUGCGUUAUGCCUAGUUAAUUUAGAAAAAUACGAUGAAGCUUUAGAAUUAAUUGGCGAAACAAAUCCUUUCCGCCAGCAACAAGAUUUGGAUAGUACUCAGUUUUUUCAAAACGCCCAACAAUCUGAAGAUGGGGGGAUUAAACUUGAAUCAUCUUUAUGUUUUUUGAGGGGCAAAAUCUAUACGGCGUUGAAUAAUUUGGAGUUUGCUAAAGAAUGUUUUAAGGAGGCUGUGUUUGUUGACGUUAAGAAUUUUGAGGCGUUUGACACUUUAAUCUCCAAUUAUUUUUUAAGUCCAGCUGAACAAUGGUCCUUUUUCCAAUCCUUAGAUUUUGAGUCGCAAUUAUGUUCAGCAGAGGAUAUAGAGCUAAUAAAAUCUUUAUAUACUAUAAAAUUAUCAAAAUAUUUAAACAUGGAUACAAUAAAUGCGGCUAGAAAUGUUUUAGACCGUAAUUAUAAUUUUGAUGAAUUAGAAAAUGGCGAUUAUCUAACUAGCGAAGCAGAGGAAUUAAUACUGGCUUGCAACUACCAGGAAUGUUUAAAGACUUGCGAGAAAGUCAUUGCUAAAGAUCCGUACAAUUUUAAGAUUUUACCGAUAUACAUUUCAUGUCUAUACGAAUUGGGCGGGAAGAAUAAACUAUUUCAAAUAUCCCAUAAGUUAGCUGAAGACUGUUCUAAAAAUGGGGUUUCAUGGUAUAGCGUUGGUGUUUAUUACUUAAGUACAAAUAAAAUAACAGAGGCUCGCAAAUAUUUUUCCAAAAGUUCCAUAUUGGAUCCUAACUUGUGUUGUUCAUGGAUUGGUUUUGGCCACACCUAUGCAGCAGAGGGAGAACAUGAGCAAGCUAUAGCCGCAUAUUCAACCGCAGCAAGAUUUUUUCCUGGUUCCCACUUGCCUAAUCUUUUCCUAGGCAUUCAAUAUAUUUUAAUGGAUUCUUUUGUUUUGGCAGAAGAAUAUUUGAUGUUAGCGUAUGACAUAUGUCCUUAUGACCCCUUGUUAUUAAACGAAAUAGGUGUUGUGUUUUAUCAAAAAUCAAAUUUUAUUAAAGCGAAAAAGUAUUUCAAGAAAGCAUGGGAUUUGAUAAAUAAAGUGGGAUCGAAUUCUAAAUCUUGGCUCAGUAUUCAUGUUAACUUGGGACAUACCUACAGAAAAUUGAAUGAAUUGGAGAAAGCGGUGGAAUGUUUCAAGUUGGUAUUUGAAGUAUCUAAAAAGGACGAAAACGUUUACUCAUCAUUGGGAUUAAUAUAUUUGAAAAUGAACAAGUUAGAAAAAUCUAUUGAUGUUUUACAUAAAUCUUUAGCUUUGCAACCAUCUAGCCAAAUUGCGCAAGAACUACUCGAUAAGGCCAUGGAGGUCAAUUUGUUUACCGAUAUAGAUAAGUCACAUCCAUUAGUUGUAUCAUCUAAAUUUACAAAAUAUCCAAGUAGUGAUAGUAGUGAGGAGGGGAUCAAUGAGAAACGAAAUUCAUUUAAUAAAAUGUCUGCCACUGAAAUUGCAAACAAAAUUAAAAUGAAUUAUGAUUCCGAUUCGGACAGCGACAUGGAGGUUGAAUAA